Messenger RNA from Linderina pennispora, 1961 nucleotides. RefSeq lists its product as uncharacterized. The coding region runs from base 1 to 1800 and encodes 599 amino acids. Gene Ontology annotation, cellular component: cytoplasm; nucleus. The transcript has a single exon. Lineage: Eukaryota; Fungi; Kickxellomycota; Kickxellomycetes; Kickxellales; Kickxellaceae. The record is from RefSeq and is a predicted model, not a curated record. Gene Ontology annotation, biological process: regulation of RNA splicing.
AUGCAGAUCAACAUCGCCGCCCUUGCUGUUCUUGCCCUCUCGAUUGGCACCUUUGCCUCGCCAGCCUUCAAGGGCGUCCAUUUUGCUAACUACGGAUCGAGCUACGGAUCGAGCUACGUAUCGAGCGCCGUUGCCUCUUCCUCAGCUCCUGCUGCGCCCACAUCAACUGCUGCUGCACCAACCUCGGCUGCUGCUUCACCAACCUCGGCUGCUGCUGCACCUACAUCGGCUGCUGCUUCACCGACCUCAGCUGCUGCUGCACCAACCUCAGCUGCUGCUGCACCAACCUCAGCUGCUGCUGCACCAACCUCAGCUGCUGCUUCACCGACCUCAGCUGCUGCUUCACCAACCUCAGCUGCUGCUUCACCAACCUCAGCUGCUGCUGCACCAACCUCAGCUGCUGCUUCACCGACCUCAGCUGCUGCUUCACCAACCUCAGCUGCUGCUUCACCAACCUCAGCUGCUGCUGCACCAACCUCAGCUGCUGCUUCACCGACCUCAGCUGCUGCUGCACCGACCUCGGCUGCUGCUGCACCUACAUCAGCUGCUGCUGCACCCACAUCGGCACCUGUCCCUGGCGGGUACGCGUCGAACGGGUCGUAUGGGUCGUACGGGUCAUCGGGUGUCGUGCCCCCGGUCACCUCGACAGUGACAGUAACUGCUCCUGCGACCACCGUGACCGCUCCUGCAACCACCGUGACCGCUCCUGCAACCACCGUGACCGCUCCUGCAAUUACUGUGACCGGUCCUGCGACCACCGUGACAGCUCCUGCAACCACCGUGACAGCUCCUGCGAUUACUGUGACCGCUCCUGCAACCACCGUGACCGCUCCUGCAACCACCGUGACCGCUCCUGCGACCACCGUGACCGCUCCUGCAACCACCGUGACCGGUCCUGCAACCACCGUGACCGGUCCUGCAACCACCGUGACCGCUCCUGCAACCACCGUGACCGCUCCUGCAAUUACUGUGACCGGUCCUGCAACCACCGUGACAGCUCCUGCAACCACCGUGACAGCUCCUGCGAUUACUGUGACCGCUCCUGCAACCACCGUGACCGGUCCUGCGACCACCGUGACAGCUCCUGCGAUUACUGUGACCGGUCCUGCGACCACCGUGACCGCUCCUGCAACCACCGUGACCGCUCCUGCAACCACCGUGACCGCUCCUGCAACCACCGUGACCGCUCCUGCAACCACCGUGACCGCUCCUGCAACCACCGUGACCGCUCCUGCAACCACCGUGACCGCUCCUGCAACCACCGUGACCGCUCCUGCAGGCACCGUGACCGAUACAGUUACUGCUCCUGCAACCACCGUGACUGCUCCUGCGACCACCGUGACCGCUCCUGCGACCACCGUGACCGCUCCUGCAACCACCGUGACCGCUCCUGCAAUUACUGUGACCGGUCCUGCGACCACCGUGACAGCUCCUGCGACCACCGUGACUGCUCCUGCGGUUACUGUGACUGCUCCUGCGACCACUGUGACCGCUCCUGCAGGCACCGUGACCGAUACAGUUACUGCUCCUGCAACCACCGUGACUGCUCCUGCGACCACCGUGACUGCUCCUGCGACCACUGUGACCGCUCCUGCGAUUACUGUGACCGGUCCUGCAACCACCGUGACUGCCACCUCGACGGUGACUAACACAGUGACGGCACCAGCACCUGGUGGAUAUGCUAGCGGUGGAUACAACAAUGGAUACAACAGUGGAGCUGCGGCUGCUGCUCCUGCCCCUGCCCCUACUGCACCAGCUGCCCCUACUCCGACCUCUGGAACUGCUGCUGCCCGUGUCUAAAAGUGAAAAUGCUGUCUAAAAGCGGAAAUAGAUGAUUUCCGUCGUUUGUUUUGUGUCUCUUUGCAUCUAACUCCAAUCCUUUACAUUCUUACUAAGCGCAUUGAGCCGUUUGUAGUCUACCUUGCAAGUGGAUGUUUUUAUAAAAUAAAGCCUGUCUAUAC